AAACUACUUGCUUAUCUAACAACAGAAUUAGUUGUAUCCAUUGAGAAUGAUCUGCUGUCUACUGCUCUCACUACUUGUCAUUCUAUCGGCUGAUAUUGUAUGUCGUGGUGACUAUGGUCAUCUAUCCGAAGACGAUGUGCCUCAACCUUCGUUAGAUCAAGAAUCUCACGAAUUCGAUGGCGACCAGGAGCCGUCAGUUGACCGAAGAGGUAAAAGUUCUAAGGCGCAGAAUAAGAAUACGAAGAGCAAUAGCAAAUCCGUGGAUUACAAUACGAAGAGUAAAAGUGGUGCGAAAACGUCUGAUAAUAAUAUUGGAAAUUUCCUGAAGAAUCUAGUAUUUGGUAACCAGAACAAAAUGAGAAAUACUCCUGUUCAUCGCAACUCUACAAUGCAAUAA
Trichobilharzia szidati is the source of this 397-nucleotide messenger RNA. NCBI's taxonomy places the organism in Eukaryota, Metazoa, Platyhelminthes, Trematoda, Strigeidida, Schistosomatidae. The record is from the annotation of a GenBank genome assembly.